AUGGCGAACCGACGCCUCCUGAUGGCUGUACUGCUGCAGUCACUUUUCGGGUGCCAGGCUGCUCCGCGCUUUUCCAACGGCUUCCUUUACCACGAUAUCUUCAACAACAACGGCAACGGAGAAAUUUCCUUCAGUGGUGUGCAGCUUCACGUGGAGUCCGAGCAGACGUCUGUGUUCACAUCUCGCGGAGCCAACGCCACCCUGCCCUGCCACUACUGGUACCAGCCGGAGCUCAGUACCCCCCGCAGGACACGCGUGAAGUGGUCCUGGCAGCCGGCCAGCGGGGGUCAGGAGAUGGACGUGCUGGUUGCCAUAGGUGACCGCCAGCGUACCUUCGGCGGGUUCCGAGAGCGAGUCCACCUGCGUCAGAUGAACGCGGGAGAUGUGUCACUCGUGAUAUUGGGCCUGCACCUCAAUGACACCGGUCGCUUCCGGUGCGAAGUCAUCGACGGGCUGGAGGACGAGACGGUGACCAUUGACCUUGGCCUGCGAGGUGUUGUGUUUCCCUACCAGCCUCACCACGGCCGUUACCAGCUGUCCUUCUCCAUGGCACAGGAAGCAUGUGAGGAGCAGGAGGCCGUUCUGGCGACCUUCGACCAGCUCUACACCGCCUGGGAGGAGGGUCUGGACUGGUGCAACGCUGGCUGGCUGGCUGACGGCACAGUGCAGUACCCCAUCACAUUGCCCAGAGUGCCUUGCGGCGGACUGGGCUUGGCGCCGGGGCUGCGCAGCUACGGGGCCAGACACAGACACCUUCACCGCUACGAUGUUUUCUGCUUCUCCUCUUCUCUCAAAGGGAAGGUUUACUAUCUGCCGCAUCCUCAAAGGCUCAACUUCACUGAGGCCAUCGAGGCGUGUAAGGAUGAUGGCGCCCGCAUAGCCAAGGUAGGCCAGCUGUACGCUGCCUGGAAGUUCACUGGAAUGGACCGCUGUGAUUCCGGCUGGUUGGCUGAUGGGAGUGUGCGGUAUCCAAUCACAUACCCUCGUCUGAAUUGUGGUCCCAUGGUUCCAGGGGUGCGCAGUUUUGGGUUUCCGGCUCCCCGACAUAAGCACGGGGUGUACUGCUAUAGAGCUCCCGCCUGUUUGUGAGGCCAUGGGGAAAGGAGAUGGCUGAAAUGUUAAAGGUGCAAUAUGCAGUUCCUGCCAAAAUUGUUGCCAACACCUGUGUGAUUGAAGGCCUCAGUAUUCUUAUACAUUCUGUUCUUCUAUUCAUGGGUUUCAUCUGGUCCCUUUCCACAGGUGUAUACAAUCAAG
Molecule: messenger RNA, 1254 nt
Organism: Sardina pilchardus (European sardine)
Lineage: Eukaryota; Metazoa; Chordata; Actinopteri; Clupeiformes; Clupeidae
Product: hyaluronan and proteoglycan link protein 3-like
Exons: 4
Coding region: 1-1089 (362 amino acids)
Biological process (GO): skeletal system development; positive regulation of neuroblast proliferation; central nervous system development
Cellular component (GO): synapse; perineuronal net
Molecular function (GO): hyaluronic acid binding
Source: RefSeq, a predicted model, not a curated record